CAAUAACCCGAGUGCGGGAGCGAGCUUGUGGUUGUGGCGAGGAGAGAUCAGCUGAUAGAAGAGAGGUCACGUGAUCGUUGCGUGGCCGCCCACGGGCUUCUUGAUUGCCGAGUUGAGUGUUGCGGCCUGGGAGCAGCGCGUCCGCGAACCUGAGCCACUACAACUCGCGGUGCGCGUGCGCGUGCAUGAAUACGAUACCCACUCGAACGUGUAUAGUGCGGUAGUGAUGGAACGUGACGAGACACUUACAUUUUGGAAGUAAACUUCUAUCAUCAUUUUUUCAAGUAAUUCAAUUAAAAUGUUGAUGACAGAAGUAAUGAGUUCAUAAACUUACAAGUUACAGAUAUUGAAAUAACCAAAAUGUACGUGUACCUUUGAGCAAAUCCCAAUAUUCACGUAUGAGCAAAAAAGAACAAAGACAGAUAAUGCACGGCCCUUACGACCAAAGAUAAGUUUAUCAUCAGUGGUUCCAUUAUCCAGAGAAAAAGAUGCUUCACAUAAGUCAAAGUAUAAACAAGGUUAUAUCAGUUGGAUUAUAUAGUGGUAUUUUAAUUCAUAAAUGAACCAAGAAUUUAAAUAUCAUUUAGAAACGGAUAUUUAGUACACCAAUAUUGAUCAUGUUGAUUGUAAAUAUUGUUGAGCAAGUCUUUAAAAAUAAUGUAUGAUAAAUGCAAACCAAGUGACUCUGCAUGUUCUCUAAGAAGAAGUAAAUUUGAAGAGUGUGAUCAAACUGAAAUCACCUUGAGAAAAGUAGCCAAUGUAAUAACAAGCCCAUGCCAAUUAAAGAUUUAUGAUAGUAUAUUUUUAGUAACUGAUUCAGAGAGAGAAGAAGAUAGAAAGAAAAAAAAGAAAAAGAAGAAAAAAAAGAAAAAUAUAAGUAAAAUAAAAACGUUUACUGCUUCAAAUGAAACCACUUAUAAAACUAAAAGUGAAAUGGAUAAUAUUACUAAAAUAAGUAAUAGUAGUUAUAGUUAUAAUAGCCCAUUAAAAUGUUUAACUCCUACUUUAGUGCAAAUGAGUUCUGAACACUCACUUUAUAAUGACAAAAAUGAACGCAAGAAUAAGAGAAAAUUCCGUGACAGUAAUCCAAAACCUCUCAAGAAACGUAAACAAGAAGAACUGAACACUGCAGUAGUACAAAAAGAACAAUCAAUACAUUAUAAUGACAGACUGGUGGUAGAGAAGUCUUUUUGUGAUGAGCAAACUGUGGACUAUGAUGAAACUGAUAUUGAGGAUAAUCAGCUAUCUGGUCAGCUCAACUUCAAUGGUAGAAAAGAAAAAUGUAUUAAAACUUACAGGGAUGUUGAAAACCAAUGUUGUGCUGACUAUGUUGAAGGAGAAAGUGCUGAAGCAGUUACUAAACAAAGUAAUAAUAUCUUAAAUGAUGAAGAAAGCUCACUGAAACAUAUAAAUAAAUGUUUAUCUGAAAAUGUUUUAACAGACUGUGAUGCCACCUCUGAGGUAGCUGUUAGAAAUGAUGGUGAGUAUAUUUACGAAGAUAGUUACAAUCAAAAUUCCCUUUUACCAUCAUCUGAUAGCAGAAAUGAUGUAGAAACAACAGUAAAUGUAGUGAAAAAGAAUAUUAUUGAUAGCACUGUAGGUGAUAACAUUAAUUUUGAUAAGUCGCCCAGUAGGAUUAGUAGGAAAGGAAGUAGAGAUGAAAUAACUAACAAUAAGAAAGGAUCGAUACAAUCUAUUACUUCAAUUGACUUGGUCAAUAUUAGUAACAAAACAGGAGACUGUUUAAAAACUCACAAAAAACAUAAAGAAGAAAAACUUAACACAACUGGAGUACAAGAAGAACAAUCAAUACAGUAUAAUGACAAAGUGGUGGAAGAUGAGGUUGUUAAUGAUGAGCAAAUUGUGGAUGAUGAUGAAACUGAUAUUGAGAAUAAUAUUUGUCUUAUCAGUGGUGAUCAGUUAUCUGUUCAACCCAAUUCCAGUGGUCCAAUAGAAGAACUUAUGGAAAUUCACAAGGGUGUUGAAAAUCAACCUUAUAUAGACAAUGUUGAAGAAAAAAGUGUUGACUCAUUUACUAGACAAGCUAAUAAAGUAUUUUGUAAUGAAGAAAACUCAUCGAAACAUACAAAUAAAUGUAUAUCUGAAGACAAGUUAUCAGUCCAAGAUGCCACCUCUGAGCCUACUGUUGAAAAUAAUGAUGAACCAAUUGAAGAAAAUAGUUACAAUUUGGAUAUAGACAAUCAAAAUUCUCUUCUACAAACAACAACCAGUAGAAAUAAUAUAGACACAACAAUGAAUGUAAAGACCAAAAUUACUACUGAUAAUAAUACUUUAGGUAGUGAAAGUAAUUUUGAUGAGUUGCCUGAAAAGAUUAGUAGUAAAGUGAAUCAAACAAAAAUAUCUAGGAGUAAAAAAAGAACAACAAAAUCUACUACAUCUGUUGACUAUACUAAUAUCAAUUACGAAGCAAGUGACUGUUUGCAAAAUGCAAAUAGUGUAGAAAUUUAUGAAAAUAAUGUUAAUUGUGAAUCAAAGUUUCUCAAUCAAUUAGAUUCUUCAUUGACUUCUGACGAUGCACCAAAUAUAAAAAAUAAAAAACUUUCUAAAAAAGGAAAGAGGUCUUGUUCACCUAUCAUAGAGGGUCAAUUCAAAAAAGCCGAAUUCAAAUUGAAUAAAAGAAAAGUUGGAUCAAAAUCUGAGAAACAAUUAAGGAAUAUCUGUAAAAGUAAAGAUCAUAACUACUGUAAUUCAUCCAGAUCAGAAAAUGAAGAUGAAUCAAUAGAAUCUGCAUAUUUAUCACAAUCUUCUUUAGAUACUGAAAAUGGAAAAGAUUAUCAAUCCAGCAAGCUUAAUAGAAAUGUUAGAAAUCAGUUUAAAAUUUGGAACUCUACACCAAGAGUACCAGAAACAUCUCAGCAAAGAUCAAAAGCAAAGAUCAAUUCAGGUGAAAGUUCAAAUAAUAGAAAAUAUGUAGAUAGAACUAUCAACAGUUCAAGUAGCCACAUUCAUGAACAAUCUACAUCACAAUCUGUGUUGGAAGAGACAAUGGAGAAUAUCCAAUUGCAUGUGAUAAACUCUGAGGAAGAGCUCCAGAGACUUAAGAAACUGAACAUCAAAAUCACAUGGGAGCUACCAAAAAUUCAUGCACUAGACAAUGGCUCACAACAUAUGUCACUCAAGAAACUCAGAACGAUUUUGGGCCCUGACAGUGACCUACUCUGUGAUGACAAAUUUAGUAGCCAAGAAGUAAAACAAAUCAAGAGAAAUUGGAAAAAAUUUUGCAAGAUUUAUGGUUUCAAAAAUCCGGAAAUGUUUAUGUCUUCAAAGCAACUGUACGGGUAUUUUCCAAUAAAGGAGAGACUAAAAUUUAAACAAUUCCUAGCAAGAAAAUUGCCAUAUAGGAGACUGUAUAGUGUAUACCACAAGUUCAUGGACAUAUUUGCUGUCAAGUCAAGAGGAAGGUGGAAAGAGAAAGAGGACCAGUUGCUCAUACAACUGUACCAUGCGUAUGAAGAGGAGGAAGGCAAGGUGAAGUAUGGAAUAUCUAGAAACACUAUGCUGGCCAAAGCCCUCCAACGCACACCAAUGUCUAUCCAUCGAAGACUCCAAGUACUGUUCAGUGAUGAUGACAAAGAUGAGAAAGGCGUGCCAGGUGAAAUCGGUUGGACUCCAGAUCUUGAAGGGAAGGUAGUUUACUACCUAUUGAAGAAAUUAAAAUAUGAUUCAAUAGAAGAGUUGCGAUAUGCUACAAUACCGGAUGAAGUAUGGUAUAAGGUGGCUGAUAAACUUACAUUGUCUCACCGGCAACUGAUAAAUCAUUGGAAAUAUUUUCUCUAUCCACAACUGUUUGCUCGCCAAGCAAUGUUACGCCAUCACCUCUACAUAGAAUUGAUUUGUUGGUUCAAAAAAUCACAAAUUCAAGAUUGGGCUGAUGUUGACUGGGGAGAUUUAUCAAAAAGGGCCGGAGAUCUUGGGUCUUUUUACCUUUACAGGUGUUAUAGAGCCUUAACAAAGAAUUAUGUCCCAAAGAAUUUGCAUACAAAUUUCAGAGCUUGCACAAUUCACAUGUAUAAGUAUCUGCUUCCAUCCCUGCUGAGAAAGGAGACCUCUUACAUGUUAAAAAGAUGGAGAUACAAUCCAGACACCAGAUCACUGGAGAAACUUGAGGACAAUGAUACAGAUUGCUCAUUUAAGAUUGAGUGAAGAGUAACUUUGAUAGAUUAACUCUGGUAACUGUUACAAACUUAACCCAUUGGCGAAUUAUCUCAAAACAGUUUUGUGAUGGCCGGAUUGCUCCUGAAUUCCCUGUAUCAUGGUAUUUUUUUCCAAUACGAGAAUUUCUGGAGGGAUUAAUGUAUUGAGAUCAAACAAAAGAAUUAUACUGGCAAUUAAUGUUCAGUAUGUCCAUAAAAAAUGGAAGAUAUGAAAAAUCUUAAUAAUAACAGAAUUAUUAGUUACUUUGUGUAUGUGCUCUAAAAUAAAAGGUACUUUUAGUUUGGCUAGUUGUUAAUUUAGGAGGUCACCUUGAUUCUGCCGUCUUGGAUUUAUGUUUAAUAUUUUGAGUACAAAUAGGAUGAAGUAAAAUAUCUUUUUUUAGUUGAGUGGCAUAAAAUAUUAUUCUAUUUUUUAUGAAUUACAGUUAUUAGGAAAAACGCAGCUUUUAAAUAUGUAAUUUUAAUAUCCAGAGUUGAGAUAUUAUGCCAUUUCUUUUUUUUAAUAUGUAACUGACCUAAAUAACUCCUAGAAAUAAGUAGUUUUCCUUAAAAUAAAGAAAGACAUCAUUUUUGGUUUCCAGAAAGAGAUAAGAAAUUCCUGUUUUAAUUCUUAAUAAGUUAUUAACUAACUGAACAUUCUAAUGCAUUAUCAACUUUAGCCCAUUAGCCACACAAUACACAAAUUUAUUUCCCGUAUUUAAUUUAUUAAUAAAUUCAGUAUUUAUUAAUUCAAAUGGUGAUAACUGUUUGUACUAAUGAACUUGGAAUUUAAAAAAUCAAUUAAAAAUUAUAUCACGUACCCUAUUUGUUUUUAACAUAUCAAACGUAAAUGUAAGAUGGUGGAUUCAAGAUUAUUCACCAUAGAAUAAAUUAUUAUAUUUUAAAUGGCGGGCACCAAAAUUAUUCAAAAUUAACCAAACUGGAAAAAUCUUUUAUUUUAUAGACACAUAUUAAAAUUGUCUGCUAAAAUGUUAAGUCAGUAUUACGAUUUGCCUCUAUUCAAAUCUUUAUGGAUAUAAUAUAGGCUAUAUUGAAACAAUUAUGGAUUUAUAAACAACAUAUUCUGUUUUUAUCAUCUAGUUAUGUGGUAUUUUAUUGACAAUAUCCAAGUGAUAAACUGAUUUGACUGCAUGGUGGGGUCUAUAAAAUGUUUUAAAACGUGAGUUGGAUACCUAUUUCUUAUUUGUUUUUAAAAAAAUUGUUUUUGGGAUUUUCUUGUGAAACCUAAAUAUAUUGUGAAUUGUCUGUCCUCACGAAUAUUCGUAUCAAUUGCAGUCUCUAAGUCACCUGAGGUUGAUCUCAAUGUUCUUCGUCAUAAAUAUUUUCAAGGCCAUCUUUAAAAUCUCUCAUCUAUUUCCAAAACUUUACCUCCACUCAUUACUGUAUCUUUGUACAUUUCAUAAAACUGACAGUGAAUACUAUAGCAGCGGAAAUGUUUCUUGUGGUUAAAAAAUAUUGGUAGGCAAAACUAAUAAUGAAUGUGAAAUCAAAGGAAAUUAGUCAACCAAUUUAUGUACCACUAAUAAGGAACAUUAAAAAUCUCACUGUGGUUAUUUGUAGAUGUGCUACAAGUAGAUAGAUGAUGAGAGAGAACCAGAUACAAUAUUACUUAGAGCCUCUGUAUCAGAUGAUAGAUUUUACAGCCAUCUGCUGAUUAGCCAUUGUCUACUUGUCUCUCUUCUAAAAUUCAUAUUUUUUGAAAGUCAAUUCAAUUGAAUUAAAUCAACUUAUUUCAACAAACAACAAAUUGGUCAACUUAAUUACAUUUAAACACAUAAACCAAAUAUUUAAUACUUUUAUUUUUGUGAGGCCUUACAAAAAUAAAAGUAUUAAAUAUUGGUUUAUGUGUUUAAAUGUAAUUAAGUUAACAGUAGCCAAUAUAAGCUCCAUCUUCAACAUUUCAACAAUUGGUCAGUUUAAUGAGUUAAAACGUAAUAACAUGAUAGUAGAAUAUAUACCAGAUUUCAUGCCUUGUUGUAAUUAAUGUAUCUGGGAUUUAUUAUUAUAUUACAAAUAUCAUUCUCUAUUGUUUUAGUAUCCUGAAAAUUUAUUUACAUAACUAUAACAUAACAUAUUUAAGUUAAUCUACAGGUUUUCCAUAAUGAUGGUAACACGGUUUAAAAGUGAGUUUUACAAACAUGAUGCAUUAGACAAAAACUACCGAUUAAAAAAAUAUUAUUGAAUUAAUAAACUUUUAACUGUAUAUCACUAUAAUACAUAUUAAUAUAAUAUAAACUCAAUGUUAAGAAUAGCCUAAAUUAUAAUUUUAAAUUCCCAAAAAUCAUCAUGUGCUUUAAUUUUUUUAACAAAACUAUUUUCUUUGCAUGAAACAAAUUUGCUUAAUAAUUUAAAUAUUUAAAAAUGGGAUCAAAGAUUUAAGUAACUUUACAUUUUUCACAGUUUUAUUGAAUAUGUUCAGGGAGGACAGAUGAUUUAUUAUAUUAGGUCAUUCGCCAAUGAGCUAAGAACUAAUUUUGACUAUGUACUAAAACUUACUGGAUUUUAAAAUAAACAUUAGUUAUUUUUUGAAGCCUGUCUUUUUUAUGAAAUAUUGUUGGUUAUAUGAAAUGUAGUGUAUUUAAUUCAAUUUUUAAUUUCCUGUUCUCAGUAUAUAUUAGGAUUAUACUACUUUAUGAGAAUACUGUGUUAGUUGUUCAUACAUUAUGACUAAACAUGAUUUCAGUUAUUUUACAUACUUUAAUACUGUUCAAAAUGUUGUAAUUAAAUGAUAUUAGUUUUUAUCUUGCCUGUUUUAUUAUCUGUUAUAAAUUGGUUUCAACAGAGUUUGAUCAUUUAUAGUCUUUAUGAAUUAAAUUUUGUUGAUUUGCUGUGUUCUACAAUUUCAUAAAAUUUACUGUGUUUAAUUUGUACAAGUUUUGUAUUGUAUAUUGUGUAAAUAUUCUUGAAAACUGUGAUUAAAUUAUAGUAUUUUUCCAUUGAUAA
Messenger RNA from Homalodisca vitripennis (glassy-winged sharpshooter), 7118 nucleotides. RefSeq lists its product as uncharacterized. The record is from RefSeq and is a predicted model, not a curated record. The coding region runs from base 658 to 4164 and encodes 1168 amino acids. Lineage: Eukaryota; Metazoa; Arthropoda; Insecta; Hemiptera; Cicadellidae. The transcript is spliced from 8 exons.